This is a messenger RNA of Ipomoea nil (Japanese morning glory), 847 nucleotides long. RefSeq names its product basic leucine zipper 23-like. Gene Ontology annotation, molecular function: DNA-binding transcription factor activity, RNA polymerase II-specific; RNA polymerase II cis-regulatory region sequence-specific DNA binding. The transcript has 2 exons. Lineage: Eukaryota; Viridiplantae; Streptophyta; Magnoliopsida; Solanales; Convolvulaceae. The record is from RefSeq and is a predicted model, not a curated record. Gene Ontology annotation, biological process: DNA-templated transcription; regulation of transcription by RNA polymerase II. Bases 173 to 745 code for a protein of 190 amino acids.
AAAAAGUUGCUACCUUUUAGCUUUUCUUGAUUGAAUAGAGUGAUUUUGUGUUGUAAAGUUUAGUGGGAUUGGGAAUCAAUAUAAAUUAUUUACCCACUGUGAAAAUAUUCCCUUCUUUUCAUUAAAAGGAAACUUGCUGAUUCUUUGAACUCCGGUUAGCAGGUUUUGUGAAAUGGAGGUCUCAGAUCAUUUUCUGGUUCUGAAUUCAUCUGAUUCAUCUAGUAAUAAUGUUAAAGUUCAGCCAUCACUAUCUGUUGGUUCAGUUCUUGAUGGGAUGUUGAGAAAUAAUGCCCAAACUUAUACUCACACCCACACCCAUAUCUAUCCUAAUUCCCAGAGUGAUGGUGAGCCAAGAAGAAGGGCUUCUGGGAAUCGAGAAGCGGUUAGGAAGUAUCGAGAGAAGAAGAAGGCUCACACGGCUUACUUAGAGGAGGAAGUGAGGAAAUUGAGAGCUGUGAAUGAGCAGAUGGUUAAGAAAGUAGAGAGGCAGGUGGUUCUUGAGGCAGAGGUCAUGAGGCUUAGAGCUCUAUUGCUGAAACUUAGAGACAAGAUUGAUAGCGAGUCGGGGGCGGGGCAUAGUGGUUUUCCCUUCCAAAAACACUGCGAUCCCGCCACUCCUUUCGAGCAAGGGGAUUGCGCGGUCCAAUCUAGUGGCAAGGGGCCGGGCACUGGCUUGAUGAUGGUUAAGAAAGUAGAGAGGUUUAGAGGUCUAUUGGUGAAACUUAGAGACAAGAUUGAUAGCUAGUUUAUGUAUUGGCACCAAGAAUAUGGAUAUAUAUAUGUAGGGUACUUGUACAUAUUUGUGGAAGGAAAUCACAUGUUGUAGCUAGAUCAGAUAUAUACAUUA